Messenger RNA from Choloepus didactylus (southern two-toed sloth), 2643 nucleotides. Its product is annotated as muskelin-like. Gene Ontology annotation, molecular function: protein binding. The transcript is spliced from 5 exons. Lineage: Eukaryota; Metazoa; Chordata; Mammalia; Pilosa; Megalonychidae. The record is from RefSeq and is a predicted model, not a curated record. Gene Ontology annotation, cellular component: cytoplasm.
AUGGCGGCUGGUGGGGUUGUUGCUGCGGUGCCCAAGUGCCGGCUUCUGCCCUAUGCGCUACACAAGUGGAGCUCCUUCUCCUCCACUUACCUUCCCGAGAACAUUUUAGUGGAUAAACCAAAUGACCAAUCUUCAAGGUGGUCUUCAGAGAGCAACUAUCCUCCUCAGUACUUGAUUCUGAAGCUUGAAAGGCCUGCUAUAGUCCAGAAUAUCACAUUUGGGAAAUAUGAGAAAACUCAUGUCUGCAAUUUGAAGAAAUUUAAAGUCUUUGGUGGAAUGAACGAAGAAAAUAUGACAGAGCUAUUGUCCAGUGGCUUAAAGAAUGAUUAUAAUAAAGAAACAUUUACUUUGAAGCAUAAAAUUGAUGAACAGAUGUUUCCUUGUCGAUUCAUUAAAAUAGUUCCACUAUUAUCCUGGGGACCCAGCUUUAAUUUUAGCAUCUGGUAUGUUGAGCUGAGAGGCAUUGAUGAUCCUGAUGUAGUACAACCCUGUCUCAACUGGUAUAGCAAGUACCGUGAACAGGAAGCCAUUCGCCUUUGCCUAAAACACUUCCGACAACACAACUAUACAGAAGCCUUUGAAUCACUGCAAAAGAAAACCAAGAUUGCCCUGGAACAUUCCAUGUUAACAGAUCUUCAUGACAAACUGGUAUUGAAGGGUGAUUUUGAUGCUUGCGAAGAAUUGAUUGAAAAAGCUGUAAAUGAUGGCUUAUUCAAUCAGUACAUCAGUCAGCAGGAAUAUAAGCCACGAUGGAGUCAAAUCAUUCCCAAAAGCACCAAAGGUGAUGGAGAAGAUAACUGACCAGGAAUGAGAGGGGGCCAUCAGAUGGUUAUUGAUGUUCAAACAGAGACCGUUUAUUUGUUUGGUGGCUGGGAUGGAACACAAGAUCUUGCCGACUUCUGGGCGUACUGUGUGAAGGAGAACCAAUGGACAUGUAUCUCUAGAGACACUGAGAAAGAGAAUGGGCCUAGUGCCAGAUCAUGUCAUAAAAUGUGCAUUGACAUUCAACGAAGACAGAUCUACACUUUGGGGUGGUAUUUGGAUUCCUCUGUGAGGAACAGCAAAUCCCUGAAAAGUGACUUCUAUCGUUAUGACAUUGACACAAACACAUGGCUGUUACUAAGUGAGGAUACUGCAGCAGAUGGAGGACUAAAAUUGGUGUUUGAUCAUCAGAUGUGUAUGGACUCAGAAAAACACAUGAUCUACACCUUUGGUGGUAGAAUUUUGACAUGUAAUGGCAGUGUAGACAACAGCAGAGCCAGUGAACCACAAUUCAGUGGAUUGUUUGCUUUCAACUGUCAAUGUCAGUCCUGGAAACUUCUUCGAGAAGACUCCUGUAAUGCUGGGCCUGAGGACAUCCAGUCUCAGAUAGGACACUGCAUGCUAUUCCAUUCAAAAAAUCGUUGUUUAUAUGUAUUUGGUGGCCAGCGAUCGAAGACCUAUUUGAAUGACUUCUUCAGUUAUGAUGUGGACUCUGAUCAUGUAGACAUAAUAUCAGAUGGCACCAAGAAAGACUCUGGAAUGGUUCCAAUGACUGGAUUCACACAGAGAGCAACCAUUAAUCCAGAACUGAAUGAAAUACAUGUUUUAUCUGGACUCAGGAAAGACAAGGAAAAGAGGGAAUAAAAUGUCAGAAAUUCAUUCUGGAUUUAUGACAUUGUGAGGAAUAGUUGGUCUUGUGUCUAUAAGAAUGAUCAGGCUACAAAGGAUAAUCCAAGUAAAAGUCUCCAGGAGGAAGAACCAUGUCCAAGAUUUGCCCAUCAGCUUGUAUAUGAUGAGUUACACAAGGUUCAUUAUUUAUUUGGUGGGAAUCCAGGAAAAUCCUGCUCUCCAAAGAUGAGAUUAGAUGACUUCUGGUCGCUGAAGUUAUGUAGACCUUCAAAAGAUUACUUACUGAGGCAUUGCAAAUACCUCAUAAGAAAACACAGGUUUGAGGAAAAGGCCCAAAUGGAUCCCCUUAGUGCUCUGAAAUAUUUACAGAAUGAUCUUUAUAUAACUGUGGAUCAUUCAGACCCAGAAGAAACAAAAGAGUUUCAGCUCCUAGCUUCAGCUCUGUUCAAAUCAGGUUCAGAUUUUACAGCUCUAGGCUUUUCAGAUGUGGAUCACACCUAUGCUCAAAGAACUCAGCUCUUUGACACCUUAGUAAAUUUCUUUCCUGACAGCAUGACCCCUCCUAAAGGCAACCUGGUAGACCUCAUCACACGCCCUGGUGUCACCGACUGGCUGUUUUCGGGCAGAGACGGACCCACGAGCACAGUGCCGGGCGCCUCGCAGGAGGGAGCUGGGCACCCGCGGGCCCCUGCUGCGGGAGGGGAGCCUGUCCCAGGCCAGCAGGAGGGGCAGGGGGGCAGAGGGGCCCUGCAGGACCCAGUGAUGACAAGGGAUCCUGAGAGCCACCGGGCUGGGAGGCUGCGCGGGUGCAGCGUUUUCAGCGCGGGCGGGGCCCUGCUGCUGUCGCUCCCCGGGUGUCCCUCUGUCCCUUCCCUCUGUGCUUCCUCAUCCCCUUCCCAGGUGCUUCCUGGGUACCCAUCUCUGUCCUCCGUCCUCCCGCUGGAAGUUUGGCCUCCUCCCAAUCAGAUCUCCAAGGAUCCUGAUCCCAUUUAUAAAAGGGCCCACACCCGCGGGACCGGCCUCGGGGCUUGA